AUGGUCAAUGGAGAGACCUUGCCAAUGCUUGCAGUGAAGCCUGGAGAUGAAUUCAGCUCAAGCAGUCACCAAGUUGCUGAAUGUAUAUUUAACUGUUCUUCUUGUAAUCCAGCCUUUUUUAGAUCUACUCUUCCAGUUCUGCCACUGCUCCUUGUUCUGUCUCCAGUGAAUUCAUCUAGUUGCGCAAUGGAAAAUAAAACAACUGAAAUCCAUGUGAAGUAUGAGAACAUACUAAUUCACGACAUCAAUGAGCUGGUAAAUAUAUCUGCUCAGAAUCGUGACAGGUGCUGCAAGAACAAAAACCUCGAAAAUAUCAAAGUGUUUUUCUGCAAUGAUACUCAGGAAAUAGAAUCACUACAGAGCAUGGCAUGCAACAUGCUCAGAUUCUUUCAUAAGCAAAAAAUCAGCAAAGCCUUUAGAUGGAAAGCAGCAUUCGUCUCAUGUGGGACAUUACAGGUUCUGAAGUGCAAAUGUGAAGGACACAGAAAAGAAAAAAUUUGUCCACAUGUAAAUGUAUUUGGUAAAGAAGAUACAGAGACAGGUGAACAGUCCAGAAAGAAAUGUAACCAAGAAGUUUGUGAACUGAAAGAAAAUAUAUCUAGCCUUAGAUCCUGCUGGAAUAAAUUUGAAAAAAUAAUUUCCAGGUGAUUCCAGAAUUCUGAUGGAAAGCUACUGUACCUUGUUCCUGGAGAUGGAAUAAGCAGAAACGACUGAACAAGCUGCUGAAGUCCAAGAAGUGGAAAUAAAAGACCAGCAUGUGAAACAAAGAACUCUACAGAAGGCUGUGUCCCACCUUUGUGCUCUGGAAACUACUUUGAAUAUUCUGAUUUUUCAAGUAACUUUAUAAUACCAUCACAUGAAAGCAAUCUAUUUACAUGUCUACUGCAAUUUAUAAAAUCAUCUUAGAAGCUGCAGGUGAAGAAAACAGUAUGGAAAAGUAGCUGGUUUCCUUAUACCUAUGUAAAACUCAUCAAGAUCCAAAAGUAACAAUCUAUCAAAGCAGCAGCUAAUCUUGAGUAUGUUCUGCUGACAUAGAAGUGUUUUCAGUGUAGGUCAAAUGGUCUGCUAACUUAUUUGGGUUUGGAAAGAGCAGGGAAGAAGUCAACUUUUUGAAAAACUUAGAAAGGGUACUGAUUUCUGAGAGAUGUAGCAUGCUUCUGCUCUCUGAAGUAGAGGCAAGACAGCAAGUCCUAUGGAAGGCAAAAGAGGAGAGGCUUGAAUGUAAGUUUGUUCAGCUGACUAGCAGCACUAGUCCUAUGAAUUUGGUUAACCCAUAGUUAGCUGCAGGAGGAGCUAGAAUUUCUUAGCUUCGGAUUGUGAUUUGUUAUAUGCAAUUAUUUUAUAUAACGUGUUUUAAGAUGUUAGACAACCAUGAAUUAAAAUGUGUGAAUAUUGUCAGAGAAUAAUAUAUUGGCAUUUAACUAAUAAAGUGUUCAUAUUUAAUUUUGGAUAAAUAUAAGUAUUUUUAUAGUUGUUUAUAACUCUUUUGCAGUUUCUUACUUUGAUAUUAUA
This is a messenger RNA of Manacus vitellinus (golden-collared manakin), 1512 nucleotides long. RefSeq lists its product as uncharacterized. The transcript has 6 exons. The coding region runs from base 1 to 648 and encodes 215 amino acids. Gene Ontology annotation, molecular function: interleukin-7 receptor binding; growth factor activity. Gene Ontology annotation, biological process: immune response. Gene Ontology annotation, cellular component: extracellular region. NCBI's taxonomy places the organism in Eukaryota, Metazoa, Chordata, Aves, Passeriformes, Pipridae. The record is from RefSeq and is a predicted model, not a curated record.